Messenger RNA from Lachnellula hyalina, 507 nucleotides. RefSeq lists its product as uncharacterized. The coding region runs from base 1 to 507 and encodes 168 amino acids. The record is from RefSeq and is a predicted model, not a curated record. NCBI's taxonomy places the organism in Eukaryota, Fungi, Ascomycota, Leotiomycetes, Helotiales, Lachnaceae. The transcript has 3 exons.
AUGUCAACUUCAAACCCCAUCGUCUUCACGGCUCCUGGCCUCAACCCUGAUAUGAGCAUUGAGGUCUUCAAGCAGAUCUUCCAUGUCAAAUCUUUUGUCCUGAAGGUUCAUUCCGACUCGAUCUCUGGAAUUUUUAAGUACCAUUGGGUUACGCUGAUUGAUGAGGAUGCAAACCGGUGGUCUUUAACAGCAAAGGAGAACUUUAUGACCAGUCCAGAUAACAAGCCAUAUGCUGGAACUUCACAAGAUCAGGUUGAUGCUUUCCAUGUACUUAUUUCUGCACUUCAUAGCGAGCCAGUCAAAAUCACAACUGCCCACCAACUGUGCCUUAUAGCUGAGCUUGCCGACUUCUACCGAGUUCUCCCUUUGAUGUCCAAUGCCCUCAAUGGGGUCUUCUUUGACAACCCUGAGUUGGCUAUGUCUAUCCUUAUUUUGCUCGAGGCUGCAUACAAGUUGCAAAAUAAGCUCCUGUUUCGGGAGUGUUUUGUUCAUGUGAUGGGCCCUUAG